This is a messenger RNA of Alternaria atra, 429 nucleotides long. RefSeq lists its product as uncharacterized. The transcript has a single exon. The record is from RefSeq and is a predicted model, not a curated record. Lineage: Eukaryota; Fungi; Ascomycota; Dothideomycetes; Pleosporales; Pleosporaceae. Bases 1 to 429 code for a protein of 142 amino acids.
AUGGAAGAGCUGAAGAUGCUCGAAUUCAAGGACUUUCAAACAUACGUUGGAGAUCAAUACCGGGAUCUCUUUAGCGUUUAUAUCCUUGCUGAAAAGGCUCAAGAUCUGGCGACUAAAAACGCUAUGUUGGAAGCUGCACUGGCUACUAACAAGCUGAAAGGACGCGAGACAACUUGGAUAGUCCCAGCAUUUUACAUUGUCAAGGCCAUCUACAACGGCACACCUCCAGGUAGUCCUGCUAGACGUUUCGUCACCGACUUGUGCACUUCACGGUCUAUAGGUGAUAUCUCCAAGCACGUCGAACACCUUCCAAGAGAUUUCGUGCAGAACUUGGGCGAGUCAAUUAAUAAGGCCCGUCCAGGAUCGCUGGGAAACAUUGCCGUUCAGAAAGGCAUUGCUGCAUACCAGGAGAAGCCAAAGGAGGUAUAA